AUGCUUCUACCACCCAUCCCUACAUCACCCAUGCUUCUACCACUCAUCCCCACAUCGCCCAUGCUUCUACCACCCAUCCCUACAUCACCCAUGCUUCUACUACCCAUCACUACAUCGUCCAUGCUUCUACCACCCAUCCCUACAUCACCUAUGCUUCUACUACCCAUCCCCACAUCGCCCGUGCUUCUACCCCUACCACCCAUCCCUACAUCACCCAUGCUUCUACUACCCAUCACUACAUCGUCCAUGCUUCUACCACCCAUCCCUACAUCACCUAUGCUUCUACCCCUACCACCCAUCCCCACAUUCCCCAUGCUUCUACCCCUACCACCCAUCCCCACAUCACCCAUGCUUCUACCCCUACCACCCAUCCCCACAUCACCCAUGCUUCUACCCCUACCACCCAUCCCCACAUCACCCAUGCUUCUACCCCUACCACCCAUCCCCACAUCGCCCAUGCUUCUACCACCCAUCCCUACAUCACCUAUGCUUCUACCCCUACCACCCAUCCCCACAUUCCCCAUGCUUCUACCACUACCACCCAUCCCUACAUCGCCCGUGCUUCUACCCCUACCACCCAUCCCCACAUCACCCAUGCUUCUACCCCUACCACCCAUCCCUACAUCGCCCGUGCUUCUACCCCUAAAGCGUCCUUGA
Nematostella vectensis (starlet sea anemone) is the source of this 657-nucleotide messenger RNA. RefSeq names its product vegetative cell wall protein gp1-like. The coding region runs from base 1 to 657 and encodes 218 amino acids. The record is from RefSeq and is a predicted model, not a curated record. The transcript has a single exon. NCBI's taxonomy places the organism in Eukaryota, Metazoa, Cnidaria, Anthozoa, Actiniaria, Edwardsiidae.